CCAGUGCCAUUUUAUUUGUGAAAUGUCAUAAAGCGUUGGUUAAUGGCACAUUAAAAAUUGUCGCGUAGAAAUAAUUAGUUAUUUUACACGGUUUGUAGUAAAAAUUAAAAUUAUAAAAGAAGGACAACAUAAACUGGUGAAUCAUAGUGCAUUUAAUGUAUUGCUAUAUAGAAAAUUAAUAAAAUUUCAACUGCCUAAUUAAUGUGUAAAUUACACAGGAAUUUAGUAGCUGAAAGCAGUGAAUUUUUCAAGCGCGGGAAUAUAUGUUUUAUGUGAUUUGUUUUAAUUGAAUGCUUGGUGUAAUAAAUUAUUUUAUACGAAAGUUGCGAACUCUUAAAGUUACAGUUGUGGCAAAACUAAUUUGUGGUUAUAAUUUAUUAUUAAAGAGCGCACAAAUGGAAUAUGUACUUAUUAUAUAAAAUAUGUCUAUAGUUGCAAUAAUACAAUGUUUUAUGUAAAAUGCGAAGUGGCAAAAAACUCAAAGCUGUGGAAGCAAAAAAAACACGUUUAUGCGUAGUAAGACUGCCAGACAUUAGGCAAACUACAAACAGAAAAGUCAAUUCAACUCCUAACAGCGUAAAAUUAACACCAACAGACGAUAAAAAAUUCAAAGGUCCACUCAAAAAACGUCCAAUAUCAGAUAUUUCAACUCCAAAAACUUCAGCAUCCAUAAUGCCACCCAAAUCGAAAAAUAAGCCUGGUAGACCAUCGUUAAAAAAUAUUGUUAUUGACUCACCACCCCCCACUAUUGCAGCAGGAAGAUCGCGUCGUGCUAUCAAGCCAAAUCCAAAAUAUGCAAGUGAUGACUUAGUAACACCAAAGUUAAUAAAAAAUGUGGCUUUAUUGGGAGCAAGUGCAAGUAAGAAGACUACUCCAUCGGAAAAGCAACGAAAAGAGUCUUCAAGCAGCGACGAUUUCUUCAAUAAAGAAUCUGAUACUGAUGAGAUUAUAAAUUUGGACAAGGAAGUAAAGAUUAUUGACAAAAGUAGGGAUAGUGAUGAGGACUUUAUGGAGAUUGAAGAAGAACCUGUAAUUCAACCAAAACGACGAGGACGUCCACGUAAAGUAGAUAAAGUACAAACUCCACGAUUGAGUCAAUCGGUCAAAGUUGGACAAAUAUCGCGUAAUACACCAGUUAAUAAAUCUACACCAUCACAACUACAACAAUUACGUAAAACGUUCGCAUCCAGUGUUAAACGAAUUAGUGAAACAAAUUUGAAAAGAGCUCUCGAAUCAACCGAAGAGAGUGAUAAUGAUAGCGUCAGCACUCGUAAAAAGUUGCUAUUAUCUGCUGGAAUGACACUUACAAAAUUUAAAACGAUUGAGAAGGAAGAAAAGAAAGAACCACAAUUAAAGCAAUCGUUUCUUCAAAGUCGUAAAUCUUUAAAUUUAAAUGCAAUAAAUAAUAAUAAGAGCGUUAACAAAUUAAGUUCUAUUCAACAACAUGCGUUGGCAAUUCAAGAAAAACGAAAAAUGUUAGAAAAAACAAUUAAUAAAACAAAUUUAACACCACCUUCCUCAGAUUUACAGUUAAACCAAAUCUCUGCAAAUAAAACGCUAAACUUAUUAAAAGCCUCUGCCGAAAAACGGCGUAGUUCUUCACCCUCUUCGAAAAAUUUAUUGGAUAAAAGAUCGAAAGAGGAAGACAAAUUAUAUGUUGUAGAACCAAGUUCCGCAAAUAAACCGAAGGAAGCAAUGCCAACAUUUACAAUUGUAAAUAUAAAUGAUAUCAUUAAUAAAAAAGGAGACGUUCUAAUAUCACAAACAGAUGCGAAUGUUACCACGAAAGUUAGUAAAGACGAAAGUCCUAGUACUAGUUCAACAAAAAGCACCGUAACAUCUUCAAUAAGGGGACGACGCAAGGCGUUACAUACAACUAUUCGUUCAGAGAAAGCAGACUCCGAUAACGAUGUUACUCCUGCUACAAACACUCCAAACAAUCAGAAGAAGGCCACGAAAACCAUUUUGAAUCAUACCCUUAAUAAAAAAAUAUUAACAAGGACAAAUGCACAAAAUUCAGCUGCGAAACCUGCACCAGUAGAAAAACCAGCUCCACGUAUAUUAAAUUCAGUAGUAGCGAAGAAAAUGCAGCCUGUCCGACCGAUGAUAGCAAAUCCGGAUGAUUCAGCUGAUGAAAGUUUUCCACUCUCUCUCGGCGAUGAAGAGGAAUUUGAGGAUGAUUUAGAUAUUGAUAAACCGCAGUAUCACAAUAAAAAAACUAUUCCUACUAAGGAAAAUUUAUCAGCUAUAAAUAAUCGCUUACCACAAAAAAUGGCACAAAAAACGACUCCAGAAAAAGUUGUUAUUUCACGACACGGCGACAAAAUAAUAAAAAAAAUUACAUGCUUUGAAACGUGGUAUGUUAUCAAUCCACCAGAAGAACGGGCACCUGUAACAAUUCGUAAUCAAUUUGAAAUUCCAAUGAUUAAAUUAGCAAAUAAAGCUAGCGAGGUGCUACUUCCCUCAGAUAGUUGGAGUUAUAAAGUUACUCUGUGCGAACUAGCACCGUCAGUUAUUAUGAAAUCAAACCUUACUACUUACACUGGUGACUUAAGCGCACAAAAUAUUCCAGAAGAGGAUCGUGCAAGGUACCAACCGUCAUGUGUAAUGUUUCGUAGAUCAGUAAACGAUAGACUGAAAUCGAGAUUACCUUUUGAUCGAGCUGUAAUAUUUAAAAAUAAAACAUUCUUUACUAACAUUGAAGGCAAAAAUGUAAAAUUAAUUGGCGCGCCAACAACGAUUCGGGACUUAAGUGAGGUUGAGACUUUAUUGGAAAUCGUUGACCUUCUUACCUUGGGGAGUGAUUUAGUAGAGACUGCAACAACAAUGCAGUAAAAUAUAUUGAUAUUUUAUGUACUAUAAUAAAUAAAUCUGUUGAUUUUUGUAA
Molecule: messenger RNA, 2887 nt
Organism: Teleopsis dalmanni
Lineage: Eukaryota; Metazoa; Arthropoda; Insecta; Diptera; Diopsidae
Exons: 3
Coding region: 460-2835 (791 amino acids)
Source: RefSeq, a predicted model, not a curated record